This is a messenger RNA of Strongylocentrotus purpuratus (purple sea urchin), 3011 nucleotides long. RefSeq names its product DDB1- and CUL4-associated factor 12-like. The record is from RefSeq and is a predicted model, not a curated record. Lineage: Eukaryota; Metazoa; Echinodermata; Echinoidea; Camarodonta; Strongylocentrotidae. The coding region runs from base 145 to 897 and encodes 250 amino acids. Gene Ontology annotation, cellular component: Cul4-RING E3 ubiquitin ligase complex. The transcript has 6 exons. Gene Ontology annotation, molecular function: protein binding.
AACAACAGUGGCAUCCACAGCAUAGCUAUCAAUCCAAGUAAUACCCUGCUAGCAACAGGUGCGGACAACCCAAAUAACAUUGGCAUCUACCGGUUACCCACGUUUGAUCCUGUUUGCGUCGGACAAAAUUGCCAUACCGACUGGAUGUUCUCAGUAGUGUGGUUAGAUGAUCAAUACUUAGUUGCAGGUUCAAGAGAUUCUCAGAUUUCUGUCUGGUCCGUCAGCCAAGACCUGUGUGACCGGGUACAAGACAUCAACGAAACAACCCUAGUGCCAUCUUAUGAAUCCAUCUUCCCAGUCUUGCUACGCUCAAGCGAGAAAAGUGAAAAAGUACGAGCCUUGGAGUACAGCCAGCACACGAAGGAAUUAGCUUCAUUGUCGGCCAAUGGUUUUAUUCACCUUUGGGACUUGAGAGGAUUCCGUAAGCUGCAUUCCAGACGCUUGCCAUACUGCGAGGAGAAUGUGUGUAUCUCGUUGUCAGAAGACCACUCUCUUUAUGCAGUCGGCUCCCAGUCUCACGUAACUUUCCUGGACUCUAGGAAUGGUAGAUGUGUGGCAUCUGUGCAUUCAAAGGAGAGGGGCAGUGGUGUACGGUCAGUAAGCUUCAUGGACGGGGUCCUGACGGUCGGUACAGGUCAAGGGGCUCUCAUGUUCUUUGACCUGAGAGCUGGUCAUUUCAUCGAGAGUGACAUUGAUGGGAAAACAGUGCCUGUGAAGUUAUACACUGGAAAAGGGUAUCUGCAACGAGACUCCCUCUUCCACCAGUUCUUCAGUGAGUCAAGUCAUCCUAAUGCUGUGUACACCCACCGGUAUGACAAGUCUGGGACCAGGCUCUUUGUGGCCGGUGGUCCAUUGCCAUCUGGUCUUUCUGGGAACUAUGUGGGCCUGUGGCAGUAGAGGGCUUAUGUCAUUGUCAACCUGAAACUUUUCAUCAAUAAAGAAGGAAGUAGCAAUGAUUACCAGAUGGCUUCUGUAGCACCUUACCUGUUUUCGUCGUCAUCCUCUUGAAAGAUAUAUUCUCAGCGUUGGAACAUUGAAAGAUGUGUUUAUCACAAGGCAUUGAAAGGAAAUGAGUAAUAUUCUUCAUGCUCGGAUGUCACAAUCGAUCUUGAUGGCAAGGUUAUUUCUUUUCUUUUCAUUUGAGAUGAUUUAUUUUGUUCUUUAUAGCUUUGGAAUGUUAUGUCACCAUUUUAUGCCUGUUUAUAUGACAUAUAACUGAUUGCAGGUUUAUUAUUUACUGUAUCGUAUGCAAGGACAAAAACAUAAACCACCUUUUUUAACCAUCUUCUAUGAUCUGGUAUUAUCCAGGAUUGUACAGUAACCUACACUUCUUUGAACUUUUAAACCAGCAUUUGUAGAUAUGCAUAUGUCUGCUGUUAUCCAAGGUACAUUAAUGCAUUUGAGUAUUUUACAAGUGGGGUUGUUUAAUAAUUAGUGACAGUUUGUAUACCACCUCAUGUGAUUUAAUGAUUCUAAUCAUAAUAAAUUAACUUUUUUUAUUGCAUUAUGCGAAAGAAAACUAAUUUAUGGAGUCGUACCAUCACAUUUGUCAAAAUAAUUCAUAAACAACUUACCUGAGAAUAUCUAAAUUCAUCUCAACAUUUUCAACAAUUUAUAGAAGCCUUAACUGUUUGCAUUUAAGGUCAUUCACAAUUUCAGUUCAGAACUAGUGCUGAAAUUGAUGAUCUUUGAUCAGAAAACAUCAGAAUUGUUGUGACAAUGAUUGAUGAUUUAAUUUCAGGUUUAUCAAUAAACACCUCUUCACUUGAUUUAAGCCAAGUAUUAAUCAUCUACAUUUAAGUGUUGUUUUGAGGAGGUGGCAUAAUUUUUUGUUGGGGUAAUUUCUGAGAUUUGGGAUAGUUUUGAGGUUGAUUUUUUCUAUGCCUACUCUUUAAAAAAAAAAACUUAAUUUCUAUCAUAUUUUUUGUUGUUAUUUGUUUGAAUUGUUCUUCAGUUAAUAUUCUCUGAUAUUUAUUGUGUUACAUAUUUCUUGAUAUUAUUACAAAUUUUACAUACAUUUAAAUUCAAUAUUUUAACAUGAUACGUUGUUCUUGUAAAACUUUGUUAUUACAUUUACAUAUUUAUACAUAAAUGUUUUUGUUAAUCAAAUUCUUUAUUUUCUAUCCUUAUCUUACUUUUCAUCACCUAUUUCAGAAGGAUUUCAUAGAUAUAUAUAUAUAAACUGUCUACUAUUUAGCUGUAAUCUAUUUAUAGAAUCACUAACUCUUUUUAUUGUAGAGGACAUUUUUGUAGGCAGUUUAUGGCUCAUUCACAAUGUUGGAUAGCUUUGUAAUGAAGAGUAUAGCAACGGCCGCAUCUUCAGUCUCAUCAUCUUGCCUCCGUAUCAUUAACCUUUCUUGGUCAUGUGAUAUAUGCUAAUGUACAAAGGUGCCUAUUUGUCCCCUCUACAUGCUCAGUGUACUUGUUACCAUUGUUAUUAUGAGAAAAAACACAAUGUUGUACAGUUUAAGUUACACAUUUUGAUCAACAUGAACUGAUGAAUUCAACACAGCAUCAAUCAUGAUGAGCACGUUUGCAUUUAGAUUAUAUGGUUGCUUGGUUUGUAUUGCAAUUUUGUAACAUAUGUCACAACUUUUCAAAUACACAUAUAUGCAUACAAUACAUCAAAAAAAAAUUAUAAUGCUUUCCUCAACAUUCAUGCUGAUCAAGCUAGUUAUAAAUACCACGACUGCCCAAGGUCAUGACAGUACUUGUGCUUAAUACUCUACAAGUAGUGUAUGUACUUAUUACAGAGUGUUAAAGGCUCCUCUUUAAUAAUUGGUAGUAUCAUUUCUCUGAUGGCAUUUUCGAUAAAACACUUUAUGUGAGGAAUUGUGGCACUCACUGCAUUAAUAUUAUUUGAGUGAAAACACAUCUUCUUUUGUGAGUUCUCGUAAAAAAAACAUGCACAUGCUACUACAGAACUUUAAUCUUGGGCACUCAUUUUGAUCUACCGGUACAUGUCGUGUGUCACAACUCAUAAUGUACAUGGUGGAUGCUGGCAAAAGGUG